GUUGCUACAAGCCUCAGGAAAAAUCAGAUUACUUGAUGUUGGCAGCUGCUUUAACCCAUUUCUGAAGUUUGAAGAAUUUCUAACUGUUGGCAUAGACAUUGUACCUGCUGUAGAGAGUGUCUAUAAAUGUGAUUUCCUGAACUUACAGCUUCAGCAACCACUCCAGCUUGCACAGGAUGCUAUAGAUGCUUUUUUGAAGCAGCUGAAAAACCCUAUUGAUUCUCUUCCUGGAGAACUUUUCCAUGUGGUUGUUUUCUCUCUCCUCCUUUCUUAUUUUCCAUCUCCUUACCAGCGAUGGAUUUGCUGCAAGAAAGCCCAUGAACUGUUAGUGUUAAAUGGUUUAUUACUUAUCAUCACACCUGAUUCCUCCCAUCAGAACCGUCAUGCUAUGAUGAUGAAAAGCUGGAAGAUUGCUAUAGAGUCUCUGGGCUUUAAACGCUUCAAGUACUCAAAAUUUUCACAUAUGCAUCUGAUGGCAUUUAGGAAAAUCUCUCUAAAAACCACAAGUGACUUGGUUAGUAGGAACUACCCAGGAAUGUUAUAUAUUCCUCAAGAUUUCAACAGUAUAGAAGAUGAGGAAUAUUCUAAUCCUUCCUGCUAUGUUCGAUCAGAUAUAGAAGAUGAACAACUAGCAUAUGGUUUCACAGAACUCCCUGAUGCUCCAUAUGACUCAGAUUCUGGAGAAAGUCAAGCCAGCUCUAUUCCUUUCUAUGAGCUAGAGGACCCCAUAUUACUUUUAAGUUAAUAUAGAAGCAAAAGGCCCUUUCAGUCCAGGCUCCUAAACUAAUUGCUUACACCAAUUGGAAAUACUAACAUGAACUCAGUACUGAAAACCUGGUUUGCAUAAAAGAAAUGCAGAGGUUUACAGAGUUUGCUAUUUUUUUCUACUUCUCAAUUUUAAAAUUUAUUCUUAUAUAGAAAGCUUAAAGUUUCAUGCAGAGUGACUCAUGUCAUAGCAGAAACUUCUGUUACUUUAGCAUUUAGCACUAUCAUAGAAAGGUACCUUUUUCUCUUUAGUGCUAUUGUGAAAACAAGCAUAAUUUGCUAUAUGUUUUCCUUUUCAACUUUUCAGUGUUGACUAUAAACCAUUGAAUGGGAAACUUUAAGAUGUAGAAAGCUGUAGAUUGCACUUUGAUGACUCACAAGUUAAAUGUGAUACAGAAAAAUAGAUCGGUUAGUUGUUUUGUGAUGCACUUAUCUUUUUCUUUUUUCUAACUAAAAUUGUGAUGUUACAGAAAGUCAUUUUAUGUUCCUUUAUAUUUCCUGAACUUUUUGUAAUUGGUGAUAAUUCUUUUUCUUUCUUCCUUCUAUUAAAAGCUCAUUUGACAGCAUCAGACAUUGGGGGAGAGAUUUCCCCCAAAGUAUGUAUUCUAAUUUCAUUAGCCCUAUCCAUUAAACACCAUUGCCAAAGUAGUAUUUUCAUAACUUUGUUGAUUUGGGCCUUGGUGUGAAGUAUAUUUACCUGAGAGUUCACUUUUACUUUUCUUAAACUUAGGUUUCAUUUACAAAAUGUUUUAUUUAAGCAAGGAACAAUGUAAUACUCAAUAAUGACCUAAAACACCUUUUUGAAAGGGUUUGCACUUGGAAGAGUUUAUGUUCUGUUGAAACCAACUUUGAUAGGGUCCUCACCUUUCUGUGAAGGAGGUGCCGCACUACAAGUUUCAAAUUAUAUGGAAAAACUUAAAAUUAAUCCUCUGUUGGUGAUCUCAUAAAAUGGUUUUGACCUUUUGGUAUCUUAAUUUCUAUCUAAACUCUAUCAGAAAAUUUUCUUUGAAUAUAUCAAUUAGUUGGCUGUGGGAAUUUUCCCUUUCCACAUUAAUAAAUGCCUUUCUGUGUUUCUGAAUCAGAAGCAAAUGAUUAGGGAAAAAUAUAUGUCCAAACAAGACAAGAUUAGUUUAAACAGUUAAGAACAUUUAGUCCACAUUGUCUUGUCAGCCAGCAAUUGUCACGGAAACUAUCAUUUUUAAGAGUGCCACUGUGUGGAUUUUUUUUUUUCAAGUGGUUAUUACAUUAAAAUUACCUCAUACUGAGGUUUUUGCACUGAAAUAUCACAGUUUCAGAUUUCAUGGUUAAUGUUGUGCGUAUGUUUGUAUGUUUUUAAAGGAAACUUGCAUUUUCAAUAGUUGAUCCUAAAUUUCAUAAACUGCACUUCUUUACUCUGGUAAAGCUGAUGUUUUUGUGCUUAUUGUGAAUUGCCGUAGUACCUUUGAAUGUCAAACUUUAUUUAGAAAUAUAAAACUUACCCUUUAUGAUAUAAAUGGUUGAGUGUAUGUACCCAGUAUUUCAAAUUAAAUUUCACAUUGCUAAAUUAAUGAAAGUAACAAGAUUGUGAUUUUUUAAAGUCAGUUGAUUAAAUGCAAUAAAUAUUGGUUGCUCAAAUAUGCCACAAGUAACUCAAAAUUUUUCAUUUACUUUCAAUAGCAUAAGAUUGCUUAAUAUUUAGGAUUGACUGUUGUUUCCAGUUAAGCACUACAGGAUUAUGCCUUGUAGCUUCCCCAAGAGAAGGGGGAAAAAAAGCACUGUGUUGAUAAUACAGAACUAUUUUGAACAAUUUUGGUAGUAACUUUUACCAUACUGUUUGCUUUUUGACUUGGGUAAAUAUCUUAAGAGAAAAGAAAACAAUACACCAAAUGAAAAUGCUUUGAAAGUAAAUGAAAACAGCACUUUUGAAAGGCUGGUGUAGUAUGACCCUGGAGUCAGCCUUUGUGUUAUAGCUAAAAUGUUGGUGCUAUAAAUUCUGAUUGUUUACAGAUGUUGAUUCUGCUUAUGCUCCAAAGUGUGCAUGAUGUAUUUUACGUAGUACUCUGAGGAAGUCUCUUUAUAAAACCUACUACCACUUAGUAUAAAUUUGUUUGAAUUUAUAUCAUUUGUUACUGUAAAUUCAGCUUAUUCAAAUUAGGUUGGCACAGAUUUAAACUGAUAUACAUUCCACCAAAGCCAAUUCAGUGUAUAAGUAUUGAAGUAUAAGCAGUCAUUGCAGCUUGAUGCCAGAUCAUGUAUGUAAUAACAAGUGGAAGUUAAUAGGGCCUUCUAAUACUGUAUGGGUACUCCUAAGAAUUAUUUCAUUUUGGAUAUAAAGAAGUUAUAAGGCCUCCUGUCACAUUCACAGCAGGUUCUCCAAAAUAAUUUGGUUGUUUCAAAAACAAAUGGUAAUCAUUUGGUUGGAUUCUUCAGGAUCACGACUAGAUCAUAUGGUUUUACCAUAGUUGCCAAGUGGUGGGAGGUAGCAUACCUGAAAAUGUACGUGUGUGUUUGUUGUAUUUUUUCACAUUUUGUGAACAAAGCACAUUUAUUAAAAAUUUUAAAUUUUCUAGUA
This is a messenger RNA of Mandrillus leucophaeus (drill), 3316 nucleotides long. Its product is annotated as probable methyltransferase BTM2 homolog. The transcript has 2 exons. The annotation marks the transcript as partial. Lineage: Eukaryota; Metazoa; Chordata; Mammalia; Primates; Cercopithecidae. The record is from RefSeq and is a predicted model, not a curated record. Gene Ontology annotation, biological process: negative regulation of TORC1 signaling.